This is a messenger RNA of Colias croceus (clouded yellow), 4810 nucleotides long. Its product is annotated as receptor-type guanylate cyclase Gyc76C-like. The transcript has 25 exons. The record is from RefSeq and is a predicted model, not a curated record. Gene Ontology annotation, biological process: receptor guanylyl cyclase signaling pathway; cGMP biosynthetic process; protein phosphorylation. NCBI's taxonomy places the organism in Eukaryota, Metazoa, Arthropoda, Insecta, Lepidoptera, Pieridae. Gene Ontology annotation, molecular function: ATP binding; protein kinase activity; peptide receptor activity. Bases 441 to 4466 code for a protein of 1341 amino acids.
AAUAAUUUUGUGUAGCCGAGUGAUGCAGUUGUCGUUGUGAAUAGUGUUCAUUUUAUUUUGGUUUUAAACUGUUAUAAUUCACAAAAUAACAAUAUCAGUCUAACUUUCCGUGAAAUAUAAAUAUAAACUCAGCAAUAGUUACUCAAUUUAAGAUAACUAAACGGCGCUUGUUGCCCUACGCUAGUUGUUAUUUGAUUCGUGUGCUAAAUUGUGGUCCAUAAAUUAAAUAAUCGCCUACAGUAUUGGAGCUUCAUGUCUUUGUAAACAUAAUAUGAUUGUGAAUAUUUGCGCUAUUUUUCUUUUGAACUUAUAAAUUGUCAAGUGAUUCUAAAGUUUGUUUAAUGUGAUGAAAGUUAGUAAUAAGUGUUCAUAUGAAGAUAAAACAUUACGAAGGAGCUUUGUCAUAUCUAUGGUGGUAGCGCCACGGUGAAGGCGACGGCAUGUGGCGCGGCGCGCGGGUCCUUGUACUCGCGGCGCUGGGCCUCUUGGCCGCGUCUUCGGUCGAUGCACUCGUUCCCAAGAAGUACAGCAUCACUAUCGGUUACCUUCCUUCGAUCACGGGUGAACUCAGUUCGAGACAGGGGCUCGCCAUUUCCGGGGCUCUGUCUAUGGCCCUCGACGAGCUCAACAAUGAUACGAGGUUACUGCCAGAUGUUCACUUAUCGAUGGUGUGGAACGACACUAGGUGCGAGACGGUGACGGCGACGAGGGUCCUAACAGAGAUGAGUUGUUCAGGAGUCGUCGCAUUCUUUGGACCCGAAGGACGCUGCCAUACAGAAGCUAUAAUAGCGCAGUCUAGAAACUUGCCGAUGAUCUCAUAUAAAUGUUCCGAUUACCAAACUUCGACAUUGCCAAAUUUUGCGAGAUUAGAGCCACCCGACGCGCAGGCCACAAAGUCGGUUAUAUCGUUGCUGCGGUACUACAGGUGGAACAAGUUCUCCAUAGUGUACGAAGAGUUAUGGGUGACCGUAGCUCUCACACUGGAGAAUCACGCCAAAAAGAACAACAUGACCGUGAACCAUCAGCGCCCAGUCAUCAACGGCUUUAAGUGCUGCGAAGAGAAGAUGACCUGCUGCGCUCCCGGAUUCUGGUAUCAGUUCAUACAAGAUACUAAAAAUAGAACAAGAAUAUACGUGUUCCUCGGAUCGCCAUCGGGCCUAAUAGACAUGAUGACGGCUAUGGAAUCAUUACAGCUGUUCGUAAACGGAGAAUAUAUGGUUAUAUUCGUAGACAUGAUGACUUACACGACCAGGGAUUCAUUAAAAUAUUUAAUAAAAACUGAAGAACGUGCUGGCGAACUGUCGUGUCCAAAUACCCCGGAGUUUAGAAAAAGGGCACAAUCUUUACUUGUCGUAGCAUCUUCAGAGCCAGACAGAAGUUAUGAAGAUUUUACUAGUCGAGUUCAAGUGUACAAUUCGAGGAAACCAUUCGAGUUUCCACUGCCGACCUUAUUUGAAAAUAAAUUUUUAAAGUACGUGUCUAUAUACGCUGCGUAUCUCUACGAUUCUGUGAAGCUCUAUGCGACAGCACUGCAUAAAGUAAUAGAAGAGGAGACUAGAUAUAAGAAUGAGUCACUCUCCUAUGAGAAACUGAUGACCAUUGCCACUAAUGGGACACGUAUUGUCUCUAAAAUGAUACAAAUUACACCUUUUAAAAGUGUAUCGGGUAUGUCAAUACGUUUAGAUGAGCGCGCCGAUUCCGAAGGUAAUUUCUCCGUGUUAGCGUUCAAGCCGACCAACUUGACCGACAAUGUGGUCAAUUGCUCCCAUAGCAUGGUACCUGUCGGCCAUUUUCAACAGUCCACCAAAGAGUUUCCGGAUUACAAAUUAAAUCCGCGGCUGCAAAUCGACUGGCCGGAUAGCGUGAAACCUGAAGACGAACCGUCUUGCGGGUUUUUGAAUGAAAAAUGUCCCAAAGAUGAUUCACAAAUCACAUCGCUAGUUGUUGCGGGCACAUUAGCUGUUACUCUGUUCUGUGCUCUUGUAGUCACUAUAAGCAUUUAUCGCAAAUGGAAGAUUGAACAGGAAAUAGAAGGAUUGUUAUGGAAAAUUGAUCCCCAAGAAAUUUACGGGUAUUUAAGUAGCGGUUUCGUUUGGUCGCCCAGUAAGUUAAGUCUGGCGAGUGGCAUAUCUUGCGAGAGUAAAUGUUGUACGCAAAUAUUUACGUCUACAGCGCAGUACAAAGGCAACGUGGUUAGAAUAAAGGAGCUUAAGUUUUCUAAGAAGAAGGAUAUAUCUCGCGAGGUGAUGAAAGAGAUGCGUUUGUUGCGCGAUCUACGGCACGAUAACCUCAACUCGUUUAUUGGUGCCGUCGUGGAGCCUCUGCGGGUGUUGCUCAUCACUGACUAUUGCGCUAAGGGGAGCUUGUAUGAUAUAAUAGAAAAUGAAGAUAUAAAGUUAGAUAAUAUGUUCAUAUCGUCAUUGGUGCAUGAUCUCAUUAAGGGUAUGAUUUUCAUACACACUUCACCAUUGAUCUUUCAUGGAAAUCUCAAAUCUUCGAAUUGUGUAGUAACAUCGAGAUGGAUGCUGCAGGUCACUGAUUUUGGUCUACACGAAUUGAGAUAUAGUGCGGAAAAUGACUUCAUAGGGGAACACCAAUAUUACAGAGGGUUGUUAUGGAAGUCUCCGGAACUAUUGCGUGAACUAGAUUAUCCAAAUGCCCAAGUCGGGGGUACGCAGAAAGGCGAUGUUUAUGCCUUUGGAAUUAUUUUGUAUGAAAUAAUUGCCCGUCGCGGUCCGUUCGGACUGACUUCUUUAGAACCCAAAGAGAUAGUGGAGCGCGUGAAGCGCGGGCGGGUGGAGGGCGAGGAGGCGUUCCGGCCGGACACGCAGGCGCUGGAGGGCCGCGCGGACGAGUACGUGGUGGCCGCCAUGCGCGACUGCUGGCACGAGGAGCCCGCGCUGCGCCCCGACUUCCCCACGCUGCGCACGAGGCUCAAGAAGAUGAAGUCCGGCAAAUCCAGAAACAUUAUGGACCAAAUGAUGGAUAUGAUGGAGAAGUACGCUAAUAAUUUAGAAGAACUAGUCAAUGAGAGAACGAGGCUAUUAAUAGAAGAGAAACAGAAGACGGAAGAUUUACUGCACAGAAUGCUGCCAAAGUCAGUUGCCCGGCGGCUCACGACCGGCGAGGGUGUAGAACCAGAGUCCUUCGACUCGGUGACUAUUUACUUUAGUGACAUAGUGGGCUUCACCGCGAUGUCAGCGGAGAGCACCCCACUGCAAGUUGUCAACUUUCUCAACGAUUUAUACACUGUGUUUGAUAGGAUCAUUAGAGGCUAUGAUGUGUACAAGGUGGAGACUAUCGGGGAUGCUUACAUGGUGGUAUCCGGUCUUCCAAUAAGGAAUAAUGAUAGACAUGUUGGUGAAAUUGCGUCUAUGGCACUGGAAUUAUUGAACGCCGUUAAAAGUCACAAAAUAUCGCACAGACCAAACGAAAUACUAAAAUUACGAAUAGGUAUACAUACAGGCGCAGUGGUAGCCGGCGUGGUGGGACUUACAAUGCCGCGGUACUGCUUAUUCGGUGAUACUGUGAACACAGCAUCACGUAUGGAGUCGAACGGCGAACCCCUGCGCAUACACAUCUCACCGUCGUGCAAACAGGCGCUCGAUAAACUGGGCGGGUACAUCGUGGAGCCACGUGGUUCCAUACCCAUCAAAGGAAAGGGCGUGUUGCAAACAUAUUGGCUUGUGGGUGCGACUGAAAAGGCAAUUCAAAAGAGAUUGGUGGAAGGAGAGGAGCGUCCUCUGUUCUGUCGACCGCGACGAAGCCCUCGCUUGACUGACUCCAGACACCCUUCUAUAUCGGAGCUGCGCAACGAGGCGGGGCGCGGCGGCGUGCGGCAGCGCCUGCACAGCGGCGCGUCGCUGCCGGCGCAGACCGCGCCCAACGCGCCCAACGCGUCCAACGCGCCGCCCGGCCGCGCGCGCUUCGAUAGGGACUCGUCCAUACGGAACAGAAAUGCCCUGAGCUCGAUCGCGUCGUCGACAGCGUGCGACGCGGACGCGUGCGGCGGGGAGAGCGAGAAGGCGCUGCGCGCGGCGCGGUCGCUGGACGCGCUGGUGCGGCGCGAGGCGCGGCCCGACCGCCUGCGCCGCCACCACACCACGCGCUCGCUCGACGCCGACGUCGCCAUCGCCACCAUCUACGGCGGCGCGCUGUUCAACGGCGCCGCCGUCACGGGCGACGAGCAGCCGCGCGCCGACGAGGACCGCCCGCUGCUGCGCAAGGCGAGCCUCACCAACCGCAUCGAGCGCCCGCGCCGCAAGCUCGCCGACUCGGCCUACAUCGAGAACUACAAGAAGUGGCGCUCGCUCGAGAACGUGGCGGACGCCAAGAGCGAGCGCGGCAAGAUGCCCCGCUUCGCGAUCCGCUCGUGGCUGCUCGGCAUCUUCAGCGGCGGCACGCGCAGCAGCAACUCGUCGCUGCGCCGCGCGCCGCCGCUGCUCGACCGCGAGUCGGCCGUCUGAUGCGUCAAACCUCAUUGACGUACGCUACGUUUCGUCUACUGUUCUCACGAGUCUAUUACGUACGGAUAGAUGGCUCGAGCCGACCGGCCCUAUUCGCUAACGAAACGAGUACCUAUUUAAACUGUUAAGUGUCAAAUUAUGCUCUUUGGCUGUUAUUUUUAUGAAUUGUUUAAAUGUAAGGUUUUUGUAUAUCGAUGUCGCCUCCUAUUUUACGCGCUCCUUUAAAUGUAUAUUAGACAUAUAUGUAUAUGAAACGCUGUUGUAAAUAAUAUGUGUAAGUAAAACGAUGUUACCGUGAAUUGUGAAAUAAGAGUUUAAUGUUAUUAAAUAAUUUCUAUUGAAAA